GUCUGGCUCUAGUGUCAAGCGGGAAGCUGGCCCAAGCUCUGCUACACCGCAAAAUCCAGGGCUUGGAUGUCCAUUCAUGCCUCUGCAGUGACAACCAACAGCCAAGGACCGCACGCAGCAAGGCAUGAAAACGGCCUGUAACGGUGAGCGCAAGAAUCCAAGCCCCUCCGCCAUGGUCUAGACCAGCAUGACGACGCCUUCAAUCAUUGGGGCCCUCUGCCGGUCCCUGCUUCGGCAGUCAACCCCGCGGGCCGCAGUCGCGCCUUCCGUAUGGCCUUCCAUCAGCAGCGAUGCACGCGGGGCCUCUCGUGGUGGCUUCCUGGUGGUUGCACAGCCAAUCCGUACCUUCCACUCCGGAUUACCCCUCCCCCGCACCAGCAUAGCUGCCCCUCCGCCAGCGACCUCACGAUCCGCUAACCGCCCUCAACCAACACCUCUCGCACCGCGAUCGACUUCCUCUGUAUCUCGAUCCGUCCGCUCCACCGCCAGCUUCAGCUCCACUGUCCGUCCUCUUGGCCGGUCCCGCAACUCGGUCUCUCGUCAGCAGCAGCGUCACUGCUCCUACCGGCGAGCAAUGUAUCGCAACGGAUCUGAGGCCGCCAGUGCCAGCCACGACAUCACCCAUGGCCGUCAGGUCCUGCCCAAGAACGUGAAGCCGCACCACUACGACCUCACGCUCGAGCCCGACUUUGAGACUUUCAAAUAUGAGGGCACCGUCGUCAUCGACUUCGACGUUGUUGAAGACUCCACCUCCAUCUCGCUCAACACGGUAGACCUCGACAUCCACGAGACCAUCAUCGAGUCCGCUGGUGCUACCGUCAGCUCCACCCCCGCCCUCAGCUACAACAAGGACACCCAGACCACGACCGUCGCCUUCGACCAGACAAUUGCCGCGGGGCAGAAGAUCCGGUUGACACAGCGCUUCACUGGUACCCUCAACGAUGAAAUGGCCGGGUUUUACCGCUCCUCGUAUAAGGACGAGAACGGCAACGACAAGUACAUUGCUACGACCCAGAUGGAGGCCACCGAUGCCCGUCGUGCUUUCCCCUGCCUUGACGAGCCGGCCCUCAAGGCCACCUUCACGGUGACCCUGAUCGCAGACCACGACCUGAUCUGCUUGGGCAACAUGGAUGUUGCUUCGGAAAAGGACGUCGACUCCAAGAUGGCUGGGAAGAAGCGUAAGGCCAUCACCUACAAUAAGACCCCCAUCAUGUCCACCUACCUCCUCGCCUUUGUCAUUGGCGAUUUGCAAGUCUACGAAACGAACAACUUCCGCAUCCCCGUCCGAGUUUACUGCACUCCGGACCAGAACAUUGAACAUGCUGUUUUCUCGGCUGAGCUGGGUGCACGAACCCUCGAGUUCUACGAGACGCAGUUCGGUAGCCCAUACCCCCUCCCCAAAAUGGACAUGGUGGCAGUGCCCGACUUUGCUGCCGGAGCCAUGGAAAAUUGGGGCUUGAUCACUUACCGAGUUGUCGACCUCCUGUUGGACGAGAAGACAAGCAGUGCGACGACAAAGAAGCGCGUGGCCGAAGUUGUGCAGCACGAGCUGGCACACCAGUGGUUCGGCAACUUGGUCACGAUGGACUUCUGGGAUGGUCUCUGGCUGAAGGAGGGCUUCGCUACGUGGAUGUCGUGGUACUCCUCUAACGAAUUCUACCCUGAGUGGAGAGUAUGGGAUGGCUAUGUCAUUGACGACCUUCGAUCUGCGCUCGGCCUUGACUCGCUGCGCAGCUCCCACCCGAUCGAGGUGCCCGUCAAGCGCGCAGAUGAGAUCAACCAAAUCUUCGAUGCCAUAUCAUACGAGAAGGGCUCUUGCGUGCUCCGCAUGAUUUCCAAGCACCUCGGAGAGGAUGUCUUCCUUGAGGGUAUCCGACGGUACCUCAACAAGCAUGCCUACGGGAACACACAAACCUCCGACCUUUGGGCGGCUCUCAGCGAAGCCAGUGGAAAGGACGUUGAGCGAGUGGCAGACAUCUGGACCAAGAAGGUUGGCUUCCCUGUGGUAACCGUAACUGAAAACGAGGCGGACGGUACUAUCCACGUCAAGCAGAACCGCUUCCUUAGAACGGCCGAUGUCAAGCCAGAGGAGGACGAGGUCCUGUACCCCGUUUUCCUCAACCUCCGUACCAAGAACGGCCUUCAGGAUGAUCUUACUCUCGACACUCGCGAGGCCGAUUUCAAGGUGCCUGACUGUGACUUCUUCAAGAUCAACUCGGGACACUCCGGCAUUUACCGUACUUCGUACACCCCAGAGCGACUCCAGAAGCUUGGCCAGAACGCCAAGGCAGGCCUCCUUGGCGUUGAGGACCGAGCAGGCAUGGUUGCAGAUGCUGGUGCCCUCGCAGCUGCUGGUUAUCAAAAUACUUCCAGCCUGCUGUCUCUUCUCCAAGUCUUCGACACUGAGAAUGAGUACAUCGUAUGGGAUGAGCUGACCAUUCGCAUUGCUACCCUUCGGGACGCGUGGGUCUUCGAGGACGACAAGACUACGGCAGCCCUCAAGGCUUUCCAGCUUAAUCUGGUCAGCAAGAAGGCCAACGAGAUUGGCUGGGAGAUCUCGGACAAGGACGACCACAUGAUGCAGCGAUUCAAGGCGCUCAUGUUUGGCAAGGCCGCCCUCUCUGGUGAUGAGAACGCCAAGGCUGCCGCUUUUGAGAUGUUCGACAAGUUCAUCAAGGGCGACAGAGACGCACUCCAGCCCAACCUGCGAGGUAGUGUUUUCGCCGUUGUGUUGAUUUACGGAGGUGAAGCCGAGUACAACGCCGUCCUCAAUGAGUAUGUGACGGCCAAGCAGAGCAGCGAGCGUAACACAGCUCUUCGGUCUCUUGGUUUCGCCGAGGACCCAAAGCUCAUCCAGAGGUCGCUUGACUACGCUCUGAGCAAGGAGGUCAAAACCCAGGAUCUGUACAUGCCCAUUAGCGGACUACGAGCCCACAAGGCCGGUAUUAUCGCGCUCUGGAGCUGGGUCCAGGAGAACUGGGAUGUGAUCACUAAGAGACUCCCUCCCGGUAUGACGCUGUUGGGUGAUAUCGUUGCGAUGUCCACGAGCUCCUUCACGAAGGAGGAGCAAGUCGCCGAUGUGCGCCGCUUCUUCUCCGAGAAGGGCACCAAGGGAUUUGAUCUCGAACUCGCACAGAGUCUCGACACCAUCAAGGCGAAGCAAAACUGGCUGGCAAGGGAUAAGGAGGAUGUGCAACAAUGGCUCAUCGAAAACAAGUACCUGUAGAUGUACUUUGAUCUGGCAUGACAGUCGGGCGAGAAGAUGUGGAGUAAUAUGGUCUCUGGAUCUCAUCCGACCAAAGCAUUUGCCAUUGCUGAUGUAGCAUUCAGCUGAGACGAUGUAGAGUAAAGACGUGGACUCCAUUAUCUCACUAGACAAUCCAAAAAAGAAAGAGAAGAAUAUUUAUCA
Messenger RNA from Ilyonectria robusta, 3409 nucleotides. Its product is annotated as peptidase family M1-domain-containing protein. Gene Ontology annotation, biological process: peptide catabolic process; proteolysis. The record is from RefSeq and is a predicted model, not a curated record. NCBI's taxonomy places the organism in Eukaryota, Fungi, Ascomycota, Sordariomycetes, Hypocreales, Nectriaceae. Gene Ontology annotation, molecular function: peptide binding; metalloaminopeptidase activity; zinc ion binding. Bases 188 to 3226 code for a protein of 1012 amino acids. Gene Ontology annotation, cellular component: cytoplasm. The transcript has a single exon.